ACUUUCUCUUAUCACGACGUUGAAGAUUAUUCUCAUUUUCGAUUGCAAAACCAAGCCCGCGGCAAUUCCGAUCACCAUCGAUUUCCUGCCGUGCAACUCUGGCGGUUACUUCGCCGUGUACCUCCUCUGAAAUCCUCCAAAGCUCGCGACUCCAUCCCCGUCGAUUGUAGAGAUCGUCAAAUCUCGAUUUCAAACUUUCUCGACUCUGAUCUUGGGACAAUCCAAACGAACGGACCCGAUGUUAUCUCGUCGUCUCGUGAAUCUAUAAAUUUCCGACGAUGAAGGCUUCUCGAGUUUUGGCGGCAGCUGCCGCGAGGGUUGGACAGGCGAUGAGGAAGCAGGUGUUAACCUUGACGGACGAAGCUGCUUCUAGGGUUCAUCAUCUCUUGCAGCAGAGGCAGAAACCUUUCCUCCGAUUAGGCGUAAAAGCCCGUGGCUGUAACGGUUUAUCAUACACUCUUAAUUACGCCGAUGAGAAAGGGAAAUUUGAUGAGCUGGUGGAGGAGAAAGGUGUGAGGAUUCUUGUUGAACCAAAGGCCUUAAUGCAUGUGAUUGGAACCAAGAUGGAUUUUAUAGAUGAUAAACUCAGAUCAGAGUUUGUGUUCAUCAAUCCUAACUCACAAGGGCAAUGCGGGUGUGGUGAAUCGUUCAUGACAACAUCUACCUCCAGUGCUAAGCAGAGUGGUAGUUAGCACACGGGCUCUACACUAUCAUACACUACAUUGUUACUAGACUCGGAGUACGGAUAAGAAAUUUAAGGCUUUGCCAAUAAGAAUUGAGUUUUAUGUUUGUGUGCCACUCUAGGCAUAGAUUGGUCUCUUCAUUGCAUUUACAUUAAAAGCUGUCCAGUCGUUGCUUAGAGAUCUUUAAUGCGAUCAGUUCAUGUAUUCUUUAUAUAUGUAAAUUAAUUUGUGGAUACCUAUAAGGCAUUGGUUAGUUA
Messenger RNA from Eutrema salsugineum, 940 nucleotides. Its product is annotated as iron-sulfur assembly protein IscA-like 1, mitochondrial. The record is from RefSeq and is a predicted model, not a curated record. Lineage: Eukaryota; Viridiplantae; Streptophyta; Magnoliopsida; Brassicales; Brassicaceae. Gene Ontology annotation, molecular function: 2 iron, 2 sulfur cluster binding. Gene Ontology annotation, biological process: iron-sulfur cluster assembly. The transcript has 3 exons. Bases 279 to 692 code for a protein of 137 amino acids. Gene Ontology annotation, cellular component: mitochondrion; cytoplasm.